Messenger RNA from Bufo gargarizans (Asiatic toad), 2275 nucleotides. RefSeq names its product rabphilin 3A like (without C2 domains) (gene RPH3AL). The record is from RefSeq and is a predicted model, not a curated record. Gene Ontology annotation, molecular function: small GTPase binding. The coding region runs from base 153 to 1103 and encodes 316 amino acids. Gene Ontology annotation, biological process: intracellular protein transport. The transcript has 9 exons. NCBI's taxonomy places the organism in Eukaryota, Metazoa, Chordata, Amphibia, Anura, Bufonidae.
UCUAUUUUCUAAUUUUAGGCGUGGAUUUCCACCUUGUAGCAAGUUCUAAAUGCACAAGCAGAAGGUAAAAUGUGUCAGCUAAUUUGGCUUUAACGCUGGCUUGUAAUGAACGUGCAACCAAUACAGGGAAGGCUAAAAAAAAUUAGAUCAACAUGACAGAUACCAUUUUUGGCAAUGGAAGAGACCAAUGGGUGUGCCCCAAUGAUAGACAGCUAGCCCUCAGAGCCAAGCUACAUACAGGCUGGUCUGUCCAUACUUUCCAAACAGACAAACAGAGGAAAAAUCAGUCUCUUGAACAAAAUGAGAUAGAGUCAAUUGUCCAAGUGAUUAGAAGAGCUGAGAAAGUAGAUACACUGGAACAACAGAGAAUUGGACGCCUUGUGGAAAGACUAGAAAAUAUGAGGAAAAAUGUAAUGGGAAAUGGAAUGUCACAAUGCCUGCUAUGUGGGGAGCACCUUGGAAUACUGGGCACUACUUCUGUCUUUUGCCAAGACUGUAAAAAGAAAGUCUGCACAAAAUGUGGGAUUGAAACUGUCAGCAACCUGAAGCGGCCCACCUGGCUGUGUAAAAUAUGCAGUGAGCAGAGAGAGGUCUGGAAGAGAUCAGGAGCUUGGUUUUACAAAGGUAUCCCAAAAUAUAUUUUACCUCUGAAAAUUUCAAAUAAAGCCGGUGAACUUCACCUGAGGCAUGCACAAGCCGAGCCUCAGAUUCAAGAUGUGAGGACUGUUGUAACAAAUCGAACGUACACCUGGGCAAAAGGAAGAGUGGCUUCCAGUGACAGUGAAAGUGACUCUGAAUUAAGUUCUUCAAGUUUGGAUGAUAAAGUAUCAUUUGAUUCCAGAAAUGAAAAGUGCCGAAAAAAUAGAAUUGACUCCGUUUCCAGUACUGAGCCCACUCUGACUUCAGGCGGUAAUCACAAGAAACAUGUUGGUGGAAUUCUCUCUAGUGGCUUGUCAGGUAGUCUGACCAGUCUUGGCAGUGAUCGAGGAGGUGCCGGAAGUGCCACUGAAAGUUGUCCUGGAGAAUUUAUUGAAGGCUAUGAUAGUGACAUCAGCAGACGUGGUCCAGGAAAACACCAUGGAAAUGCAAAUCUACGCCGCUGACUGCACAGGAAAAAAGUAUACACUUGACCUCAAACAGUAAUUUUAUACCAGCUGCCACUUUCAAUAUGUCAUCAGACAAUCGAUCAUCAAGUGCGGGUCUAUAGAUAUUGUGUAAUGUGUAAAUUCUUUCAGUCAUUGGUUGAGUAUUUGUAUCCACCUAUUUUAAUAUGGUACAUGCUUGUUAACUACUGCAACUGUAUGUAAUUAGUAUAUGGAAUUGUGUGUUUUAGAGUGUUGUACGUAUAAAAGUUUGUUUCCACAGCUAAAUUGUUUGGAUAAUUGUAUUGACAUUGUAUAAUUGUUUAUUGACAUCAAUAACUUCAGUAAUUAAAACAACUACCAAACUAUCAAAAAACUUUUUUGUGCAUACUGUGACGCUUAUAUUCAGCCAUCUAGAUGAUAUUUCUUUGGUCUUUAUAGUGUAGGAGAUUACCGGAGGAAGAAAACAGGUAAUCUUACUUCAGGUUUACAGCUGCGGUAUGUUGAUAAAUGUGCUCUAGAAGUUUCUGCAGAUCUGCUAAAAAAGGGUUGUCCAGGAUUGAAAAAACACUUGUCUUCUGCCAAAAAACAAAGCACAGCACCACCUCUGAGCACAGAAAACCCCUUUAUCGCUACAAUACUUAUUUCAAAGUGAGGUUCAUUGUGAAGGCAUAGAGGCAGUAAGAGCAAACAUCAGCUAGUCCCUUCACUUCAGUCCUUCACACCCUACGCUAAAGUAAAUAUAACUUCACAGGACUGAAUAUGGAAAGUGGAAGAAGCGCUUUGGUAUUUUGAGUGGAUUUCCUUGGAUUUACCAGGCAUACAGCUAAUAUAUUUGGAAUAUAUUUUGAUUGCUUAACUUAUAGUUACUUGUUUGUAUUAUACUACCACAUUUUAAGUGUACUUCAAUUAAUCUUUCUGUUAUGCACUAUUCCAAAAGAUUUUUCUUUUAAUAUGUUCUUACUCUGAAGUAUUUCUAAGAUGGAUAAAUAGAUAACCAAAACCAUUUCAGGAACUGUUGUUAAUAACACUUUGUAUUAGUCACUGUAUAAAAUGUUGAUAUACCUGUUUAUCAGGGGGUUACAAGUACCAUUCAUUGUCUUAAGUUAUUGUUAUUUGUGAUAAUUUUGCUAGAAAAACGUCUAUGUACUGUACUACUGUAUACUAUAUUAAAGCCUCAUUAUCUUCUUGGA